Cylindrotheca closterium is the source of this 2790-nucleotide messenger RNA. NCBI's taxonomy places the organism in Eukaryota, Bacillariophyta, Bacillariophyceae, Bacillariales, Bacillariaceae. The record is from the annotation of a GenBank genome assembly.
AUGCAAUCAUUUCGCCCACUCUUGAUUCUGUUUGGAAUUAGCUUAGGUACUGUGACGAUUUGCCAAGCUGUCAGUCCGUUGGAUUUGCAUCAGGUGCAUUUUCGGAACAAGGUCCAAGAUGCACUGCAGGCGGUCGGCACGAUUCUCAACACCACACGUCAUCCCGUUUUGCUGGAAGAGGCGGAGCAUCAUACCUACAAUGACAAGUACGCAAUGGUCGACACCAUGACCAACACUCUGAUUGCAUCCGCCAUUUCCGUCCUCAAGAAAAUUGGUCUAUCGCACGAAACCUUGCUCCAGCUCGUAAAGGCCGUGCAGGAACACAAGAAACCCGUCUCCCUUCACUUUCGGAUGGACCAAACGUGUGACUUUGUCCAGCAAACGAAACGAAAGGUGAUUCGGUCCGAGAUGGAUAUUAUAGGUAGUGUGAAAUCAGGCGCGGGAUUGAUCGGUCGUCUGGCAUCUUCUUCCAAGGAAAACAUUCAGGUCAAGGCUACGGUUCAGGAUUACGAAUGGAAAUUGAGCACACCCUAUCGAGUCUAUUUCCAAAUUGGGGACGAUCAAGAAAUUGAAUUGCAAAAUCGAAGUGACAUGGAAACGGAAAUUGUAUUGUUGGGGAGCUUGAAUAAAGGACGGCCUACGGAUCGACGACCUCCCACUCCCUUGCCGUCACGGGUUCACGAUUUGACAGUCGACAUGACCUGGCUCUUUCAACAAAUCAUGAGUUAUGGGACGACCAAAGGACUACUCAGCAGUGAAUUCUCAGUCGACCGACAAUCAAAAGCGUGCAAGACACCAAGGCGAAACACGGAAAUUGAACAAGCCUUUGCCUUUCGAAACAAAUAUGAAGCAUGGGCCGACGAGGUUUCUUCCAUUUUUGAACACUUGGAAAAGGUUGCUCCAGCAGACAAUGACAAUCGUCGGCCUACUACGCCUGAAGAAAGACAAGCUUUGGAAAGUAUGAUGUUUGCUCCUAUUCUCCCCUUGUUUGAAGGUUCUUCUGUAUUACCCACAGGAGACAUUGAUUUGUUUCUUUCCAAGCACGACGAUUCCAUGGAUGACUUUGUUCAUUCCGUCGAAUCGAGAUAUCCAGAUGAGGGGUACAUGUCAGAAAAGGACAUUGUAUUGACCAGUAUGCUACGUCAUCUUGGUGAGCUGACGGAAUCUUGGGCUGACAGUGUCGACUAUGUGGAAGGUUUGCUCCGAGAUCAACUGAUCCAAGCCAUCGGAAAGGAAUUGACAUCCCAAGACUUUGACCGAUUCAUGAGUCACUACUCGAAACAGAUCUUGACGUCAGAAUAUGCUCCCAAACCAUUCUCCUAUGCCAUUCGACGGGGUGGACAAUUUCCAGAUGGCACAAUCUCCAUCGAAGGUCAAGCCGGUGAAGGGUCAUUAGUGGAAACCAUGGUGCGUCACAUCCCAGGUGGGGAUUCCAAUCCGCCCAUUGCCCUUGCCGUAGAUGCUGCCACUUCAAUCAAUCUUCAAGGGGAUCGCUACUUGCAUGGAUGGGUGCAACAUCGUUGGGGUUUGGAUCACGGAUCUUGGAAAACAAACUUGGUUGCUCGAGCGAAUCAGUUCUCUAGCUUCUUGGUUGUCUUGGGAGUCAUGAGUGGACCAGACACCUUUGUGCCCAAAGAUGCUAUUAUUGUUCAAAACAAGGACGAGGUAUUGAUUCCUCUUCUCACCAACACUUUGCCGAGUGCCAAGGAAUUUCGGGACUCCAUUUCAUCCCUGUCCCCAGAACAACGUGCCUUUGCCGAAGCCUACCGAAAAAUGCAACUCGAGUCCUCGGUCUUUGGCGUUUGCAUCAUUCAAAUCAAACCACAAUUGGAAACGCUACUGAAUCUUCCAGAGGGUGCAUUGACCAAGGAAAUCCAGUUGACCCAAGAUCUCAUGACGCUCUUCGCGGAUCACCAAAUACCGUCCGAUCUUCUUUCCUUUGAUCGAUCUAGCAACGGCAAUGAGGAUGAAGGUGAACCCAGCGUGCAAGAAAAGGUAAAGACGGUACGACAGUAUGCUUCGACAGUACUGGAAACCUUGGAGCGAGCCAAAGACAAGGAACUAGACGACGCCAAAAUGCGAGCAAAAUUACAAGAGGCAAUCGACGGAAGAGUGGAAGCAUACCCAAAUGAAGAGGACUCCGGUGGGAUGCAUUCUUCCAAUCGAAGGCAUCAACAGCCACGUGCAUCACUUGAGAUGAUUUCGGCACCAGGGGAACACAUGCCACAAAUGGCAUUUCUGAGUGGCCAACAAAUGGCAGCUGUUCCUUCCACGGGAUCACACGAGAGUCAGCCGCCAUCAACGACAACAUUUUUGCCCAAGCGUGUGGAUACCUCUUCCUCAAAUGAUCUUACCUUGAUUCCUAGUAUAUUGGAUUCCAAGUUUGAGGAAAUGGACAAAGAUGGCGCGUUGAAAUCGACCAUUGUCCAGACUUCCAAGUACUGGGAAAGAUCCCGCCAAGAGCACCUACUGAUGGGAUGGGAACAAAAUCAGCGGACGCUUCUUGAUAGCGAUGAAUUGACGAUGGAAAGGAACAAGGCCAUGGAUCUGCUAGUCGCCAUUAGUCGCAGUGGUUCCUUGCCCAUCAAGUGUUGUGAGCUCCACAUAUUGGUGGCAGUGUCCCAUUGCUUUGAAAAGCAAAUCAUGGAAACAAUAAUACAGGACAACAUCAAUCCGAUCGAAAAGGUGACAAAUUCCCUAUCCAUGAUUGCGGCUGUGAUUCACAAUGCUAAUAACACAAGUAGUAUUGGCGGCAAGCAGGAAGAAAGCAAGAGUACCAUUGAAGACUAG